AUGCAUUCCAUCGUUGAUUAUAUGGCACCGCCACGAGAGCAAUGUUAUUCCUGCUUCUCGCAUGCUUAUUUACCAAUGUGGAAUGUGCUCAUGCUCCACUAUUUCCCCCCCCGUACAACUUCACUGACAGAUGCUGGCAGCCUGAUGCGCAAAUUGGUACCGUCCUCUGCCAUUCCGCCUGCUUCACGAUUGUCGAGCGAGUGGCGAGCGGGCCAGAUGACUGAUAAAGUCCUUCUCGCCACAGCCGUCGCCCAGGUCGGCAUGUCGUGGGGGUCGGCUUGUCGUGUGGCCCAGGAGGGAUCUAAUGAAGUGGCAUUCAUCACCUCCUCUUCGCCCGUCGAGACCGACCAGCCCCACAAAUCCACACGAAAACCAGCUGAAUCGCCAGCGAGCGAUCCAAACCCCGGGCCGCACGACACCCUUUACACCGACGAUAAGCAGGCGGUAAUGCGUGGGUGUGUGGAUCGAUUCCUGCUUUUUGGGCUUGACGACGAUGUGAAGACGGGGUUAAUGAGUGUUGAUAGGAGGCACUCCAACAUCUGCCGGAAGAGCAACCGCAAAAUUUUAAAGAUGUACCCGUUGAGCUCGGAGAACGAUCCGGUCUACCUGUGCACCUGCAUCGGGCCCCGCUGCAAUGAAGAAGACAUGAUGGACCGGCUCAACGGCUCCCCAUUUGUGCCCCCCACAAUCCCCACAUUAUUGUUGAUCGCUGCCUAUCGUCUUUUCAACGCC
This is a messenger RNA of Mesorhabditis spiculigera, 732 nucleotides long. The record is from the annotation of a GenBank genome assembly. NCBI's taxonomy places the organism in Eukaryota, Metazoa, Nematoda, Chromadorea, Rhabditida, Rhabditidae.